This is a messenger RNA of Callorhinus ursinus (northern fur seal), 2953 nucleotides long. It is a transcript of the gene KIF2C, whose product is annotated as kinesin family member 2C. Gene Ontology annotation, cellular component: microtubule. Lineage: Eukaryota; Metazoa; Chordata; Mammalia; Carnivora; Otariidae. Gene Ontology annotation, biological process: microtubule depolymerization; microtubule-based movement. Gene Ontology annotation, molecular function: ATP binding; microtubule motor activity; microtubule binding. The record is from RefSeq and is a predicted model, not a curated record.
AGUAGGGAAGGCAUGAACAGGAAGCCAUGACUGGGGAAGAAGUUUCUGGGCCCAGUAGAAAAUGUAGGUAGACUUAGGGUUAUGUAGCAGCUCUCAGGAACUUGUCCCCGCCCAUAAGAUCCGGAAGGGCCGUCCAUUUUGACUAUCUCCAGGACAGUUAGAACUCGUUUCCUCCUCCGUGUCAGCCAUCAAGAGGUGCUCAGGGGACUGUGCCCAGCAGGACACCCUGCCCAGCAGAACAGUAGGGGAGCCAAGUGGCCUAGAUCUACUGUGGACUACCUGUUUGCCUGUCUGUCUGCCCUCCUCUUUACCUCGUUCUCAUCACUGACAUCUACCAUUGGCUUGGCAAUCAGGAACCAAUAUCCAUCUAGAUGAUUGAUUUUGAUGAUGUGGCCGCAAUAAACCCAGAACUUUUACAACUUCUUCCCUUACACCCAAAGGACAAUCUGCCCCUACAAGAGAAUGUAACGGUCCAGAAACAAAAACGCAGAUCAGUCAACUCCAAAAUUCCUGCUCCGAAGGAAGGUCUCCGCGGCCGCUCCACUCGAAUGUCUACUGUCUCAGAGGUUCGCAUCACCACUCAGGAGAAUGAUAUGGAGGUAGAGCUACCAGUGUCUACAAAUUCCCGCAAGCAGUUUUCAGUUCCCACUGGCCCCCCUCGGCCCUCCUGUUCGGCAGUGGCUGAAAUACCAUUGACGAUGGUCAGCGAGGAGGUGGAAGAGCAAGUCCAUUCCAUCCGAGGCAGCUCUUCUGCAAACCCUGUGAACUCAGUUCGGAGGAAAUCCUGUAUUGUGAAGGAAAUGGAAAAAAUGAAGAACAAGAGAGAAGAGAAGAGGGCCCAGAACUCCGAAAUGAGAAUAAAGCGAGCACAGGAGUAUGACAGCAGCUUUCCAAACUGGGAAUUUGCCCGGAUGAUUAAAGAAUUUCGGGCUACUUUGGAAUGUCAUCCGCUUACUGUGACUGAUCCUAUCGAAGAGCACAGGAUAUGUGUCUGUGUGAGGAAACGCCCGCUGAAUAAACAAGAAUUGGCCAAGAAAGAAAUUGAUGUGAUUUCCGUUCCCAGCAAGUGUCUCCUCUUGGUCCACGAGCCCAAGUUAAAAGUGGACUUAACAAAGUAUCUGGAGAACCAAGCCUUUUGCUUUGACUUUGCAUUUGAUGAAACAGUUUCAAAUGAAGUUGUGUACAGGUUCACAGCAAGGCCACUGGUCCAGACCAUCUUUGAAGGGGGAAAAGCAACCUGUUUUGCAUACGGCCAGACGGGAAGUGGCAAGACACAUACCAUGGGCGGAGACCUCUCUGGGAAAGCCCAGAAUGCAUCCAAAGGGAUCUAUGCCAUGGCCUCCCGAGAUGUCUUCCUCCUGAAGAAUCAGCCCCGCUACCGGAACCUGGGCCUGGAAGUCUAUGUGACAUUCUUCGAGAUCUAUAAUGGAAAGCUGUUCGACCUGCUCAACAAGAAAGCCAAGCUGCGUGUGCUAGAGGACGGCAAGCAGCAGGUGCAGGUGGUGGGACUGCAGGAGCACCUGGUUAGCUGUGCCGACGAUGUCAUCAAGAUGAUCGACAUAGGCAGUGCCUGCAGGACCUCUGGGCAGACAUUUGCCAACUCCAACUCUUCCCGCUCCCAUGCCUGCUUCCAGAUUCUUCUUCGAGCCAAAGGGAGAGUGCAUGGCAAGUUCUCUUUGGUGGAUCUGGCAGGGAAUGAGAGAGGUGCGGACACUUCCAGUGCUGACCGGCAGACCCGCAUGGAAGGUGCAGAAAUCAACAAGAGCCUCCUGGCUCUGAAGGAGUGCAUCAGGGCCCUGGGACAGAACAAGGCUCACACCCCAUUUCGAGAGAGCAAGCUGACACAGGUGCUGAGGGACUCCUUUAUCGGGGAGAACUCAAGGACCUGCAUGAUUGCCAUGAUCUCACCAGGCAUAAGCUCCUGUGAAUAUACUUUAAACACACUAAGAUACGCAGACAGGGUCAAGGAGCUGAGCCCCCACAGUGGGUCCAGUGGGGAGCAGCCAACUCAGAUGGAAACAGAAGAGAUGGAAGCCAGUUCUCAUGGGUCCCUGAUCACAGGCAAUUUCUCCAAGGAAGAGGAGGAACUAUCUUCCCAGAUGUCCAGUUUUAAUGAAGCCAUGUCUCAGAUCAGGGAGUUGGAGGAAAGGGCCGUGGAGGAGCUCAAGGAGAUUAUACAGCAAGGGCCAGGCUGGCUGGAGCUCUCUGAGAUGACUGAGCAGCCAGACUAUGACCUGGAGACCUUUGUGAACAAGGCAGAGUCUGCCUUGGUCCAGCAAGCCAAGCACUUCUCAGCCCUGCGAGAUGUCAUCAAGGCCUUGCGCCUGGCCAUGCAGCUGGAAGAGCAGGCCAGCAAACAAAUAAGCAACAAGAAACGGCCCCAGUGACGACUGCAAAUAAAAGAUCUGUUUGGUUUCACACCCAGCCUCUUCCACUCUCCAUCCCUCCCCAGCAAACUUUGGGCACCGGGUGGGUCUAGUCAGGGUCUGAGCUGGGACAGGCUUUGGUAAAUGCCAAGUAUGGAGGCCUGGGGCAGCUGGGGAGGUGGUCAGAGUGACAUGGGACACUACUUUCCUUUUCCUCAGUUGUAGCGCUCAAGGGAGCAAGAAUGGGAAGAAAGAAGAUGGGAAGGGUGUUGCCUUCUCUCCAGGAGGGGAAGACUCUCUGGUAUAGAGUUUUCCCUUGGGCGGCCUUCUGCCUAUGUGGACUGGCUACUGGUGGGGUGGUCCGUGGGGUUAUCCUGGCUCUGGGGAGAGGGAAGGAGGCUUUAGUCCAUCUCUCUGCUGGCUCUGGCCUGCCUUCCAUGCCCUUGGUUCAGGCACUAUGUCUUGUACUUUAAAAAAAGUCUCUGGGAUCUCUUCCUUGCUGGUUUUUGAGGCUCAAGAGGUCCCUGCUGUUUUCUGUUUUACGUGUUUAUACAUUGUGUCUAACAAUAAAGAAAGGGAAAAAUCAA